CGAAAAUACUAAUUAAACUCACGGCAAAAUAAUAUCCUCACUCCUCAGCCAAAAAGCCCCAAACAGAUUCCGAAGCCAGUAAGCCACUUGUCCUCUGAGUCGACAACGGCCAUGGAUAGUGAGGAGGGAACUCAGCAACCGCACCUCGUGCUCGUUCACAAGCUCUUCCUCCUGAGGCACCCGGAUGUCCGGGACAUCGAGAAGGUCCGCCUCAAAGAUGAGGUCUUCGCCGUCGUCAAAUCCGACGAUAUGGCUCCGUUGUACAAAACCCUAGUGGCCGAUUCAGUGUUAGAAAGUGAUCAGGGGCUUCUUCACAAGCUAAAGAAGGUGGGUAACUCAAAUGGAGCUGUAUUAGGUUACCUUCUGCGAGCAUGGGUCGAUGGGCUUGGUGGUGCUAUGCCAGAUCGCAACCAUCAAUGGGAUUGCGGCUCUCUUUGGUGUGGUGUUUGCUUUGGGGUUUGUUUGUGCGUUAUGGGUUGGUUUGUUGAAAUAUUGAGGUUUGGUGGUUGUCUGCUUUAAAACAUAAUGCAUACAUGAUGGUGGAUUUGAGAG
Quercus robur (English oak) is the source of this 552-nucleotide messenger RNA. Its product is annotated as 26S proteasome non-ATPase regulatory subunit 6-like. The transcript has 2 exons. The record is from RefSeq and is a predicted model, not a curated record. NCBI's taxonomy places the organism in Eukaryota, Viridiplantae, Streptophyta, Magnoliopsida, Fagales, Fagaceae. Bases 112 to 519 code for a protein of 135 amino acids.